ACCUACCAGUUGGUUUCUACACACGAGAGCCUCGACAGUUGUCGUUCGGUAACUCUCGCGGAACGCAUUCGCUUUGAAGAGUUGCUAUCGAAAUCCUUGUCACUUCAGGAUCCAGUAUCGUUGAAAAUCUCACAGAAAACUUUCUUCGGGUACAACGCGAAUUCACCUGGACACCAUCUUCAGGAUGGCAAAUUUGAAACAGGCUCUGGGCGCGAGCGAGCUUACCGAUAAAAAGGCCGGCCUUUACCGCGCGCUAGUUGCAGAGUUUCUUGGCACGUUGUUGCUGAAUUUCUUCGGCUGUGGAUCUGUCAUCACGGGGAACGUUGUGGCGAUAAGCUUAGCGUUCGGUCUGGCCGUGGCCACAGCGAUUCAAGGAGUAGGACACGUUUCUGGUGGUCAUGUUAAUCCCGCUGUCACGUUUGGUUUAAUGGUUAUUGGCAAGGUGCCAGUUAUUAGAGGCUUAUUGUAUGUAAUACUUCAAUGCAUAGGUGCAAUAGCGGGAUCUGGUAUAUUAAGAGCAUUAUCUCCUGAAAGGAUGGAACAUGCUCUAGGCGUAGUAUCUCUCUCACCAGGCGUUACCCCUGUCCAAGGUUUUGGUAUAGAAUUUUUCCUUGCCUUCGUGUUGGUACUGGUCGUGUGCGGUGCAUGUGACGCGGCAAAGCCGGACAGCAAAGGAAUAGCUCCUCUUAUAAUUGGACUUUCGGUUUCCGUUGGCCAUAUUAUCGGCGUGCCAAGAACUGGUGCAGGUAUGAAUCCAGCCAGAUCAUUUGGUAGCGCUGUUGUAAUGGGUUCGUUCACCGAUCACUGGUUGUAUUGGAUCGGACCAAUCCUUGGUGGGAUGGCAGCUGGAUUGAUCUACGCGUUUGUAAUCGGUCCUGCGAAAGAACCUGAAAAUUCCAAUACAGCGUAUACCGUUGCCGCAACAGACGAGAAGGAGGUAUAGUAAAUAAGUUCGAGUACAUAGACAGUGGACGCGGUGGACUUUAAAAAACAUCGACACAAAUAAAGAAUUCGAAGACGGGAAUAUGAUUUUUUUUUUACAUCAUAUGAUAAGUUUCAUAUGAAAUCGAAAAUAUUCGAAGUAUUAUUUUUACAGCUACAGAGCCUUACCAGUAAGAAGAAAGACAAUCCUGCUUGAUGUUCUAACUACUGCUAACCAACGCAUUUCCAACUGUUUCGAUCAUUAUCUAUGUAAUGAUUUAUAUGCCUAAAAUAAGUGAGUUUUAUGUUAUUUAAUCAUCGCGUUAUUAAGCAAGACUAUUUAAAUAUUUUCCAACGAAG
Messenger RNA from Apis laboriosa (Himalayan honeybee), 1281 nucleotides. RefSeq names its product aquaporin AQPAn.G-like. The transcript has 5 exons. Gene Ontology annotation, molecular function: water channel activity. Gene Ontology annotation, cellular component: plasma membrane. The record is from RefSeq and is a predicted model, not a curated record. Gene Ontology annotation, biological process: transmembrane transport. Lineage: Eukaryota; Metazoa; Arthropoda; Insecta; Hymenoptera; Apidae. The coding region runs from base 185 to 943 and encodes 252 amino acids.